Messenger RNA from Seriola dumerili (greater amberjack), 5017 nucleotides. It is a transcript of the gene hmgxb3, whose product is annotated as HMG-box containing 3. Lineage: Eukaryota; Metazoa; Chordata; Actinopteri; Carangiformes; Carangidae. The coding region runs from base 1 to 3714 and encodes 1237 amino acids. The transcript is spliced from 18 exons. The record is from RefSeq and is a predicted model, not a curated record.
AUGGAGAAAGUGGAGGUGUAUGAGGUGGUGAAAGUCACUGAGGAGGUGGAGAGCUGCUACAGCCAAAUGGAGGUGGCUACCCCAAAAAAGAGGAAGAGCAAAGCUCAAGAAGACUCUACUGAGAAACCUAAGAAGCCUAGGUCUGCCUACCUGCUAUACUACUUUGAUGUUCACCAGAUUAUGCAACAGGAUAUACCUAAUCUGCCACAGUCAGAGAUCAACAAGCGUAUCAGUGAGAGCUGGAAAAGGCUAAGUGUGGCUGAGAAAGCCUACUAUCUGGAGAAGGCCAAGUCUGAGAAGGAGGGCAUAGAUACAUCCUCACUCAGUCCUUCCAAAGACCUGCCAGGCUUCCGCAAGAUCCUUCCUAGAGCCAGCUACUUCCUCUUGUCCAAAGGCAGCCCCUCAAAUCACCAGCCAGGAGGCUCCCAGUCAGAGGUGAGCAUGGAGUCUCUGGAGCCUCUAGCUGAAGGAGGCUUGCCCUCAGGCUCCAGUGCCCAAGAGCCCCAGUUGACAGCUCUAGGGUUGGCCGGUGAGGUGGAACUCUCCGAACAGCCCAUUGUUGUUGAAGAGAUAGCAGAGGAAACUUCAGUAGUGUCUCGUCCCACUGACCUCCAAGGAAUCCCACCCUCCUCUUCCUCCUGUGUCUCAUCCAAAGUCCGGGUCUCCACAGACGUCCAGGGCUCCGCUGACCUCACAGCAAAAACACUGAAAGGAAAUGAGACACGAGCUGCCAGCAGUGGUUAUGGCAGGACGAUGGUGCAGCAAAUACAGGGGGAAACUACACAGGUGGUUGCCAUCAUCCCCUCGCAGAACUUGCUGGAGCCAAAGUCUUUGGCAGGUAUCAGCUCUGUGGGCCCAGUGAUGAUGGUCUCUGUAGGAGCCAGUUCAGAACAAAGUGCCAAGCCUUCAUAUAAAAUGUCUGUGAAAACAUACACCAGGAGAGGGCGAGGGAGGUGUCUGAAUCCUGGAUGUUCAUUUGUGUAUGUCACCCGCCACAAGCCACCAACGUGCCCUGAAUGUGGGAGCCUUUUGGGUGGAAAAUGGAUACCUGCUGCAAAGAAGACACAAGAGAAAGAAGCAGCAUCAAAGCAGUUUCCACAGAGAGCUGAAAUCAAGCCUAAUGAAAGCUGCCAACCCACACAGCUCCCUGCUCAGGAGGCGAAUGCUGAUGUCAGUAAAACAAACACCACUGGGAGCAAAAAAGAAGGGCGAGUUCAGUGGCGCUCCAGAAAGCAGCAUGUAGUUCCAGGUGGGAAGCCACCAGAGGGCAGCAGCACCAAGCCACGAGAACAAACAAAAGGUUUUCUGCUCUCAACUGAUGUGGUUGUUUUUCUAACCUCAGUGACCAGAGAGAGUUUCUCAGGUCUAAAACCCAGCACUUUAAAGCAGCUCGGCCAAGCAGUCACGACAACCACAGCCAAGCAGGAUUCCCCUGCUCCAGCAGAUGGAAGCCAGCCUGUGUCUUCACUGACUGAUAGGAGAGUGAAUAUCCUGUCAGUCGUGCCUUUCAAACAGCACACUGUCUCUAACUUUGACUUGGGACUGUCCACAGCACGAGGCAGGGGUCGCUGUAAAAACCCAUCCUGUGAUUAUAUGUACAAGAACAGACACAAACCUGCAGUGUGCCCUAAAUGUGGAUGUGAGCUGACCCAGAAGAACACCAAGGCAGCAAAGUCUGAGAUGCUGCUGGAUCCGUACCAGGCCCUGAGUCCUGCUCAGAAGGACAUCCAGCGGCAAAAUACACUGCAGCUACUGCGUCGUUCCCUGCAGAUUCCUGAAAGCGAGACUGAGCUUCAGGAAACAUUAAACCUCAUCCAAGAGCUCAAUAGUCUCCAGAUCAUCUUGGUUCAACCAGGUGACCAGGAGCAUGAAGACAGCACAGGGACGGAGACGCUGGUUGAGUCUGGGUGGCCUCAAUACUUUGAAUCAGCAGCUACUCACUGUGGCCUGUGUAACUACCCUCUCUUCAAGGGAGGUCAGAGUACUGUGGCAGGACAGGAAGACUGCUGGCUGCUUACUGAGGCCCUGGUGCAGACAGCUUCUCUUCAGCUCAAGGUGUGCCUCAACGUUCAGUGUCUGGCUCUGCACAGCUUCACUGACCUGCAUCCAGGUUUGUUCAACAUCGGGAACAGGUUGCUGGUGAGUAUUGACCUGCUCCUGAAGAUCAGGGUGAACAUUAGACUGGGCCAAGCGCCCUCUCAGGCAGCCAGGACCAUACUGGACCACAUCCCCAAUCACCCUGUCCAUGCACUGAAUCCUGAGGAGUUAUCCCAAAUUCAAGAGCUUCUCCUGAGUGGCUACUGGGCCUUUGAGUGUCUGACGGUGCGAGAUUACAACGAUAUGAUCUGCGGCAUUUGUGGUGUUGCUCCCAAGCUGGAGAUUGCACAACGACACACACGCAACGUGCUGGAGCUCAAGAAUGUGGAGUUUACCUGGCCUGAGUUUACGGUCUCAGAUGAGGUACAUGUGGAUGACUUCUGGCUGACCAUGGAGAGUGAGGCUAUUGAGCAGGCAGCUUUCCCCACCGACAUCCCUAUCACACGUGUGGACGCUUCCAUCAUCGCUCCCUUCAUCCCCCCUCUGAUGAGGAGUCCCAAUGUUAUCAACACAGAGAAAGACAAGGCCUUGUCACACACAGAGCAGCCCUCAGGAGAUCCAUCAGUUCUGGUGCGUCUUAUUCAUGAUGGUCAGCUGAGACUCGACAAGAUUGAGGAUCACAGUGAGGACGAGCUGAGAACAAUACUGGACGGCUGUGGGGUGAACAUCACCUCAGGCUCCACUAAGAAUGAGCUGCUGGCUUCUCUGAUUUCAUUGUGCACGCUUGUUCAUAGCGGCCUCUCCACUGCGCCACAGCCGCCUCCACACCUCACUGCUGGCAAGCUGUCUAAGGUCUGCCCCCACAAGGUGGUGUGUGGCUCUAAAUACUUGGUGAGAGGAGAGACGGCUCGAGAUCACGUCGACCUGCUGCUGUCCUCUCGCUACUGGCCCCCAGUCUAUGUUAGUGACUGUGCCCGUCAGGUGGCGCUCUGCACAGACAUGCUGUAUCCAGAAUUGGCAACCCAGAUGUGGGGCAGGAACCAAGGCUGCUUCUGUGAUCCCUUUGAAAAGCCAGAGUUUGUGUCAUGUGCUGAGCUACAAGACCAGCCGUACAGUGCUGACCUUUCCUUGGUAGCUGAGAACCAGCAGGUCCACCCCAUCACCAAAUCUUCUUCUUGCUGGCUGGUUCAUCCUCCUGGAGCGGAACAGCCCCCGGAGCCUCCUGCUCCAGAGCACCACUCAAUGUCCCACUGCAGAGACCUGGAGCCCUACAUCAGCCUGGUGGCUGAGCUGGAGAAAGAGAAGGAAGAAGAGGAUGAUGAGGGGCCAGAACAGAAAGAAAACACAGACAAAGCUGAGAAAGACACCACAGAGAAAUCAGAGGACUGUUCCUCUGUGAACCGUGCACGGUGGCGACCUGUCGUUUUCAGCAACACAGCCUAUUACUACCUUUACAACCGUAUGGUAGAUUACCUCAUUAGUAGGGACAUCGUGAGCCAGCAGAUCAACCAAGUGGUGAAGGCCUGCCAGCCGGGAGAGGUGGUGAUCAGGGAUGCUCUGUACCGGUUGGGAGUGGCACAGAUCAACACAGAGAAAGAAGAAGAAGAAGGAAGUGUAAUUGAUGAACAGACACAAGAGGGAGGGACAGAAACAUAUGAGGUUGUCCUGCCUGAAUAAAAAUGUUUAGGAUGGACAGCUGCAUGAAUCAACAGGCAGACAGAGGCAUGGACUGAAUGUAAAGAUGGCUGCAUGCAAAGAGGUGAUUGCAGAACAAAAGAGCCAUGUGGGAAAAGGAGAUGCCAUAAGGAGAGAUGAAAGUGCUACCAGAAGCGUCCAAGAGUGUGAGAAAUACAGUUCUAACCCUGAGGGAGCAGAAAGUACCAGAGAGUAUUUUACUGUUAGUAAAGGACUAGUCUGUACAACAACACUCUUCAUCAGUUAUACAGUGCUGACAGGUUUUUCUGAUGUGAGGAAAUGUGCUGAAUAUGGAUGCAGUGGGUUGAAUCUUGAAGAAGUGGACCUUUUUAUCAUUGGUAAUGAGAAGACUGCAGAGUGCUCAGUAGUGUUUACUGUGAACAUACUGACAAAGACAUACAUUAUAAUUACAGGUUACAAAGUCAUUUUUAACCAUCUAUAACAGUGGGUGUGAUAAUAAGUGUAAGUUAAUAUGGUGGAGUAAAUGCAACACUUUUACCAAUGUGGUGCCAAGAGUUAAAAGAAAUGAAAAAGUAUGUGAAGGUGAUAGAAAGUUGGGUCCUAAAUCUAAAUCAGUGCUUUCCUGUGACUGAACGAAUGUAAACAGGAUUUUAAUAACUCAGCUACUUCAAGCCUAAGAAUACUUAACCGUGAAUAGUUGUAUAUUUAUUGCCCUUUUAUGUCCAGAGACAUUUCUGCUUUGUGUUUUACACUCUUACCUCUCACCUGCCACUUGUUGCCUUUUCGACCAAUGUUUGCUUUUGAAAAGUGAUGAUAAAAAUCUAUCUGUUCAUUUUACUGUAUCAUAAUGUGAUGAUGGACCUUUUGGCCUUUUGCUUCAUUUUGGAUCAUUCUGGCUUCUCAGUGGAGAUCCAUUCGAGGUUGCAUUCAAUCAGUUGUCUUGACUCUUGUCAACCAAUCACCAGUUAGCCAUUAACAAUAAACUGGAGAUAUGUAGUGAACCUGCCAGCAUGAAUUGCUUUAAAAGUGAAACUGAUUGCUGUUUUUUUUUUGUUUUGUUUUGUUUUUUUUUCUUUGGAAUUGGUCAGUAAUGCUUUGUGAUGAGCUAACAAGGCUUUUUUGAGCACUCAGGCUGACCAGGCAGUUAUGAUGCAAAUUAGUUCAUAAACUGAAGUUUCAGGUGUUCAAUAGCGACACCCGUGAGUCAGGAGAAAAUGCAGCAGCCAAGCUUUUGUGUAGAUAAAGACGAUAUUGAAAUAGCUUGACUAGUGAAAUUCUGUUAAUUAAACUGCUGAUGCAACAAAUAAAUGAAUUUACACUUCUG